This is a messenger RNA of Adineta steineri, 510 nucleotides long. NCBI's taxonomy places the organism in Eukaryota, Metazoa, Rotifera, Eurotatoria, Adinetida, Adinetidae. The record is from the annotation of a GenBank genome assembly.
AUGGAAAAAACUGACAUUUCAAUUGAAAAUGAAGAGCAAGUACCGGUAGAAUCAAAAAAGGUCGUUGAUGAAAUAACUGAUGAUGUACCAAAAAAGAUUGAAGAACCGAAUGAUGAAAUAAAAAUUAUAGAAAAUAAAAAUGAAGAUGAAGUUGUACCAUCAACAACACCGAAACAAACUGAAGAACAAGAAAAUGUUACUGAAAUAAAUACGAAUAUACCAGCAUGUGUUUCACCUGGUCGUGUUAAUGUACCAUUUAAAGAAGUCAAUGAAAGUGAAAAAGAAGAAAAUACAACUCCGGUUAAUGGUACAGACAAUAUGAAUAAUAAUAAAAAACGUGAACUUGAUAAUGAAGAUGAUCAAAUUCAAGAAAAAGUUCACAAUAAUGAUGAUCAAACAAAAAAAAUUAAAAUAAGUGAAGCAACAGAAAAUGCAACUGUUGAAAUAAAAGAUUCAGAAAAUAAUCUUGCUGUUAAUGGCACUACUGCUACUGAAAUUGAAUCAAAGUGA